Ornithodoros turicata is the source of this 874-nucleotide messenger RNA. RefSeq lists its product as uncharacterized. Bases 38 to 703 code for a protein of 221 amino acids. The transcript is spliced from 3 exons. The record is from RefSeq and is a predicted model, not a curated record. NCBI's taxonomy places the organism in Eukaryota, Metazoa, Arthropoda, Arachnida, Ixodida, Argasidae.
GCAAAAGCUGGAAGCUGUUGUGUGAGGACAAGCACGCAUGCACGAGAUCUCUUCCAAGUGCGAGCGGACGAACUCACGUAUGAUGGUUACGUACUGGCUAAUUGUGCUGAAUGUCGUAUUUUUCGCCACUGCGGGAUCUGACUGGUAUGACGAAAAUGCCGAGUGGUGUGGCAGAGUCCUGGUACAUUUCUUGAGCCAAGCGCCUACGAUGUUGAACUGCUCAGUGUGGGACUACACGGAGUCUAUGAACAGCAACUCACUCACUUUGAAGUACGGAAGCGUGAUCGGCUUCUACGACAUCAUGUUACUCAAAGCAAACAUGAAGAAGCAACGAACAGUUACGGAACUAAUGGUUCAUCUUGAAGUACCUCUGCUGGCAUUGAGGAGCUACGACCUUUUCGAGAGCUCAGACGGCGACAGAAUGUGGCUGCAUCUGAUUGUGGCGGCAAAAAACGUGCGCUUUGGAUUAGGGCUACAUUACACAGCCAGAGACACGCAUGUUUACGCCAGCCACUACUUGGAUAUGGACAUUGGUACCGUGACCAUAGAGGAGAAGGAUGUUGACGCGUACGUGUUUCCUAUCGCUCAACUGGCCAGAGACACUUUCCACGAGGUGCUCACAGGCACCAUUCCUCAGGCUUUAAUUGAAACGUGUAACGACCCGGCCUUACGGGAUGUCUUCGAUCGAGCGGGUUGCUUAUGAGCAAUUAAAUCGCGAGAGAAUGAAUACAGCAGAAUCGUACUGUCGAAGAACAGCUGGUGGAAAAUCUUGAGUUUCCGUUCAAUUAAAUAAUUUACUUAAAUUCGAUUCAAAUAAUCUGCUACGAUCUUUAUUAAAAUGUGUUGAAUGCUGAAUCUCAACAUAAGAAGAAAU